UCACCUAUUUCCGCCCGGCUCGCCCCUGUUUAGUUGAGGUUACGAAUUCGUUUUACUUCCCUCCUCCCUUUUUCCCUCCCUCCACUGCUUCGUCUCCGUCCCUCUCCCGUCCCACCCCCGCCCCAGGUCCCGGACACCGCGCGCCCGGAGCGGACGUGUGACCCUACCAAGUCAAAAAAUUACCUCAUGAUACUUUUAAUUCCUACCUCAGAAGUAGGUCAUUAAUAAAAAUGUUAAGCAACACAGGCUCAUGCAGAGAACCUCAUGGACACUAUUGGAGACCUCCUGCCAAAAUGAUAAUGGAACCAUUAAUAAGCUUUGACAAGAAAUGAUGACAAUCAAAGUCAAUAUAAUAACCUUUAUCUAUUUACUAAUCUUCAGCACCAACAAUUUGUUUGAACAGCUCCAUCUGUUCCUCAAUGCCUGCCCUUUCCACUAAGGAAACUUGAGAUAAGGUAACGGCAGCUUUGCUUUCUUUGAUGGCUAGGUUCCAGAUUUGGAAACAACUGAGAAUGAGCAGUUUUAUGAAAGAAGGGAGAAUUUCAAAGGAGUAGAGUCAAAUGGUAAAACACUGGAAAUAAUCCUAACGAAUUUCCCUUGGGCACAUGAAUUUGGAGAAUAUUUUGAACCUGAGAGGAGCUUAAAAUUUAUCAGAGAAACUCAAAAGUAGUGAUUUUGAGUAAAUCCUAUUCCUUCUAAAAAGAUUUCAAUAAAGUCACAAUGACCCAUAAAAAAACAACUAUAGAGGACAUCACCAAAAAAUGUAAUGAACUUGGGGCAGAAUCAAAACCCACUGCAUAUCCUAAAGGAAUAACAAAAGAAAGAGUCCAUGAAUUUGAUACUUUUGGAAGAAAUUUCAAGCAGAAUUCAGACCUUGUUCUACAUCAAAGAAUUUACAUUGGAGAAAAAUCAUACAAAUGUAAUGAAUGUGGGAAGAUUUUCAAUCGAAACUCAAACCUUAGAGAACAUCAAAAAAUUCAUACUGGAGAAAAACCAUAUAAAUGUAAUAAAUGUUCAAAAGCUUUCAUUUGUAGCUCCCGGCUUAUUCAGCAUCAGUUAAUUCACACUGGAGAAAAACCUUAUAGAUGUGAUGAAUGUGGUAAAGCUUUCAGUCUGAAUUCACAACUUAAUCGACAUCAGAAAACUCAUACUGGAGAUAAGCCAUUUAUAUGUAAUGACUGUCAGAAAACAUUUAGUCAGAAAUCUCACCUUCUUCAACAUCAAAGAAUUCAUACUGGAGAGAAACCUUAUAGAUGUGAUAAAUGUGGAAAAGCCUUUGGUCAGAAUUCUCAGCUCAUAUUACAUCAGAGGAUUCACACAGGAGAGAGGCCUCAUGCAUGUAAUGAAUGUGGAAAAGCUUUCAAUCAAAGAUCACUACUUAUUAGACAUCAAAGAAUUCACACUGGAGAGAGACCCUACAAAUGUAAUGAAUGUGGAGAAACCUUUAUUCAGAACUCACACCUUAUUCUACACCAGAGAAUUCACACUGGAGAAAGACCCUAUAAAUGUAAGGAAUGUGGGAAAUCAUUUAGUCAGAAUUCAACUCUUGAUCAACAUCAGAUAGUCCAUACUGGAGUAAAACCAUACAAAUGUAAUGACUGUGGGAAAGCCUUCAGAUGGAGCUCACGUCUUAUUCAACAUCAACUAAUACACACUGGAGAAAAACCAUAUAAAUGUAAUAAAUGUUCAAAAGCUUUCAGUUGCAGCUCAGGCCUUAUUCUACAUCAAAGAACUCAUACUGGAGAGAAACCCUAUAAAUGUAAUGAGUGUGGUAAAGGCUUCAUUCAGAGUUCACAACUUAUUCAGCAUCAAAGAAUUCACACUGGAGAAAAACCUUAUGGAUGUCAUGAAUGUGGCAAAGCUUUUGGUCAGAGCUCACAGCUUAUUCAACAUCAAAGAAUUCAUUCUGGAGAAAAACCUUAUGGAUGUGAUAAAUGUGGGAAGGCCUUUAGUCAACGCUCACAACUUACUCUACACCAGAGAAUUCAUACUGGAGAAAAGCCUCAUAAGUGUAGUGAAUGUGGAAAAGCUUUUUGUCAAAGCUCACAACUUAGAUUACAUCAGAGAAUUCAUACUGGAGAGAAACCCCACAAAUGUACUGAAUGUGGGAAAGCCUUCACUCAAAGUUCACUCCUCAUUAGGCACCAGAGAGUUCACACUGGAGAAAAGCCUUAUGAAUGUCAUGAAUGUGGGAAAGCUUUCAGUCAGAGUUCAACUCUUGUUCAGCAUCAGAUCAUUCAUACUGGAAAGAAACUUUUCAAAUGUAAUCAAUGUGAGAAAGCAUUUAGUAGGAGUUCAUACCUUAUUCUACAUCAAAGAAUUCAUACUGAUGAGAAAUCCAACCAAAAUAAUUAAUAUGAAAGCCUUCUGAUAUUUUAAGCCUUAUAAAGUUGCCUGGAAAGAAACUGAAUGAAUACAAUAGUAUAAGAAAACCUCUAAUUGGAGUUCACACUUUAAUCUACAUUAGAGAACUCAUGUUGAAGAAAAAUCCUAUAAAUGUAAUGCAUGCCAAUAAGCCUGCAUUUGUAACAUCUUUCAUUUAAUUUGUUAUCAGAAUAGUCAUGCUGACAAAAAUUAAAAUAUUGGAAUGACAUUAGCAA
Messenger RNA from Monodelphis domestica (gray short-tailed opossum), 2600 nucleotides. RefSeq lists its product as uncharacterized. Lineage: Eukaryota; Metazoa; Chordata; Mammalia; Didelphimorphia; Didelphidae. Gene Ontology annotation, molecular function: RNA polymerase II cis-regulatory region sequence-specific DNA binding; DNA-binding transcription factor activity, RNA polymerase II-specific. The record is from RefSeq and is a predicted model, not a curated record. Gene Ontology annotation, biological process: regulation of transcription by RNA polymerase II.